Molecule: messenger RNA, 1245 nt
Organism: Manis pentadactyla (Chinese pangolin)
Lineage: Eukaryota; Metazoa; Chordata; Mammalia; Pholidota; Manidae
Gene: SHFL
Product: shiftless antiviral inhibitor of ribosomal frameshifting
Exons: 8
Coding region: 299-1168 (289 amino acids)
Biological process (GO): innate immune response; viral translational frameshifting
Molecular function (GO): ribosome binding; sequence-specific mRNA binding
Source: RefSeq, a predicted model, not a curated record
GACCGACUGCAGAGGCCGCGCCGCUCUCCCCGCCCGAGGUCUGCGCGCUCCGCCGCAGGGUGCAGACCCCCGGCGCCCGCCCGGGUUCGGGGUGCCAGAGCAGAGGCGGAGCCGGGGCGGAGCCAGCGCGCCCAGUCCCCCCGAAUCGAAAGCGAAAGAGGGGGCCCGGGAGGAAGGGCGGAGCCGGCCGGUGCCCCGCCCCCUGCCCUGCGCGGCCGCUGGACCGACGGGCGCGCCCAGUGAGGGGGGCGCGGAGCGCGCAGUGCGGACCCUCGCGGGGACCUGCGCCACCGCCACCAUGUCUCAGGAAGGUGUGGAGCUGGAGAAGAGCGUCCGGCGCCUCCGGGAGAAGUUUCAUGGGAAGGUAUCCUCCAAGAAGGCGGGGACUCUAAUGAGGAAAUUUGGCAGCGACCACACCGGAGUGGGGCGCUCCAUAGUGUACGGGGUAAAGCAGAAAGAUGGACAGGAACUCAGUAAUGACCUGGAUGCUCAGGACCCGCCAGAAGACAUGAAGCAGGACCGAGACAUCCAGGCAGUGGCCACCUCCCUCCUGCCGCUGACUGAAGCCAACCUACGCAUGUUCCAGCGGGCUCAGGAGGACCUCAUCCCCGCAGUGGAUCGGCAGUUUGCCUGCUCUUCCUGUGACCAUGUCUGGUGGCGCCGCGUGCCCCAGCGGAAGGAGGUGUCCCGGUGCAGAAAGUGCCGGAAGCGCUAUGAGCCGGUGCCAUGUGACAAGAUGUGGGGAGUGGCUGAGUUCCACUGCCCGAAGUGUCGGCAUAACUUCCGGGGCUGGGCACAGAUGGGGUCUCCAUCCCCCUGCUACGGGUGCGGCUUCCCCGUGUAUCCGACGCGGAUCCUCCCUCCGCGCUGGGACCGGGACACCGACCGCCGCAGCACUCACACCCACUCCUGCUCCGCAGAGGACUGCUACAACCGGAGAGAGCCCCACGUGCCUGGGACAUCCUGUGCACACCCGAAGAGCCGGAAGCAGAACCACCUGCCUAAAGUCCUACACCCCAGUAACCCCCAUAUCAGCAGUGGCUCCACUGUGGCCACCUGCCUGAGCCAGGGGGGCCUCCUGGAAGACCUGGACAACCUCAUCCUGGAGGACCUGAAGGAGGAGGAGGAAGAGGAGGAGGAGGAGGAGGAGGGCGGGCACAGGGAGUGACCCCUGCCAGGUGCAGAUGCAAACCAGACACGGUCUGUGGAUAUUUUGUGUUGUUAUAAAAUAUGAGCUCAAACCGA